Clupea harengus (Atlantic herring) is the source of this 887-nucleotide messenger RNA. RefSeq lists its product as uncharacterized. Gene Ontology annotation, molecular function: co-receptor binding; receptor antagonist activity. Gene Ontology annotation, cellular component: extracellular region. NCBI's taxonomy places the organism in Eukaryota, Metazoa, Chordata, Actinopteri, Clupeiformes, Clupeidae. The record is from RefSeq and is a predicted model, not a curated record. Gene Ontology annotation, biological process: negative regulation of canonical Wnt signaling pathway; multicellular organism development.
CAAGAUCACCUCUCCACAAUACUGCAUUCAAAUCUCCCCAUCUUACAACAAUUAUCAUCCUGUACCACUUUGUUUGGGUCAGCCUCAGGAUCUGUUCACAUCAGUCUAAAGGACUACAGUCUCGAACGACUCGAUCUUCUUCUCCUACUCCUCCUCGUUUACCCAUCUCCGACCGUCUCGUUCGGCUUGGAGUGUGUUCCUGGGGAGCUGUGGAGAUGAGCAGCGUGGCGAGAACAGCGCUGAGGAUGCUGGGCGUGUGUGUGUGCCUGUCCGUAGCUCAGGCACACAUAUGGGCCUGGAUGCUGGCCAUGCCCUACACCCCUCCAGAGGGUGGGCCUCUGAGACACAGGGAGAGGGAACCAGAGAGCCUGCCGCUCAGCCACAAAGCAGACUCGGUGGCCUGCGAGCAUGACCGGGCGUGUGGGAAAGGCUUCUCCUGUGACCGCCAUUUUGGCCGCUGUGUCCCACUGAGACAGGAGGGUCAGUUCUGCCGACGGGACGCCCAGUGUGUGCGCAGCCUGCACUGUAUGUUUGGGAAGUGCCUGCGCAGCAUCCCCGGAGGACAAGAGGGUGCCAGGUGUAAGGUGGACAGGGACUGUGGGUCCUCCAUGUGCUGUGCCCGUCACCAUGGUGAGCAGGUGUGCAAGCGGAAGCUGGCGCCGGGCGAGGGAUGCUUCGUGCCCGACGGUGGCCUGGCCUUCAGCAUCAACCAGGUGUGCCCGUGUGACGAGGGACUGCUGUGCCAGGGGGGUGGAGAACCGCCACGGAGAGAGAGAGAAUUUGUGUACAGCCCUGAACCAACCACCUGGACCUGUCAAGCCUCGAAGCCCUAAAAACAAAACCGUCUACACAAAUGUAUUUAUUUAGCAACAAGCUGGUGUAUAUAU